AUGGUCGUGGUCCGAGGCGUGUGCAUCAACGAGGAUGGCGGCCUCACAGAGGUCGGCUUUGAUUGGCGACGGGAGAUUGAUGAGGAAAGCAAUCUUGCCGGACUGCUCCAGGUCGACUGGCGACACGAGAUCGAUGAGGGAAGCAGUUCUGCCGGAUUGCUCCGGGCCCUCCCUGCCGGAGUGUUCUUUCCACAGGAGCCGGAGCCGGUGUGGGAGCCGAAAGUUGAGGAGAUCGCUUCUGGCGUAGAGAUCCUGACUGACGACCAGCAGCAGUAUAUCAUCUUGGUGCUGGUGACGAAAGGCAGGAUGCUCAAGCAAGGCAGGAAGCUCAAGCGCAACCAUCUUGCAGAGGGUUGGACAGCAGAGCACAUGGCACGCCAUGCGAUGCAGUUUAUCUUUGGCCCUGUAGUAGUGCUGCGGCAUCCACUGCAUCCACGGUCGAGCGCAACAGAAGGUCAGGACACCUCGGCUAAAGAAGUACUGGAGUCGCUAUUCGAGACGCAGACGACCAAGGCAGUACAAGCUGGCAUGUCUAUCAAGGAAGUGCUUGAAUUGACGCGGCAGCAAUUGGGAGUUCCAAUCCAAAAGCUCUGCUGCAAAGAUGGAAAGAUGACUGCCCAGUUCCAGGCAUGGAGCUGA
Messenger RNA from Symbiodinium natans, 639 nucleotides. Lineage: Eukaryota; Dinophyceae; Suessiales; Symbiodiniaceae. The record is from the annotation of a GenBank genome assembly.